This is a messenger RNA of Yamadazyma jaroonii, 2613 nucleotides long. The record is from the annotation of a GenBank genome assembly. NCBI's taxonomy places the organism in Eukaryota, Fungi, Ascomycota, Pichiomycetes, Serinales, Debaryomycetaceae.
AUGGUAGACAAAGAAUUGCCCAUUGAAAGUGUUCAAGGCAUUUCUGCCAGCUCACCAUCACAAUUUGAUUUUCAGAACGGUUUAUUGGCAUACACAGCCAGCGGAGGGGUGGUUGUGUCUUCUAUCAAAGAAGGCAAGGUAGGUUCACAGCGAUUUUUCGUUGCUAGUACAUCGAAUUCGGGCAUUAAUUCAACUCCCACACGCAAUAACUUCAUCGAAGAGGAAAACAAGAAAGAUGAAUAUGGGUAUUAUCGGAGUUCAAACCCAUUGGUAGUAAAUGGUACCAGCGCAGCCAUGAACAAUAUAGAUGUCGAGUCAAUAUCAACUACUUCACUUUCACCAUCCAAAAUUAAAGAUAAAGUAAGAUCCAUCAGCUGUGUAACUUUAUCUCCCAACAAGAAGUUACUUGCUGUAGGGGAAACAGGGUAUCUGCCUCGAAUACUAAUAUUCUCACUUGCCAAAAACUCCAUUGACUCCCCUGUUGUGAUUAUCAACGAUCAUUCUUUCGGAAUUUCCCACUUAUCAUUUCUGAAAGAUGGGAGGUUCCUUUGCUCAUUAGGAUCAAUAAAUGACGGAGUUAUUAAUAUUUGGCAGACAGGUGACUUUCAGCUAAUUUGUACAAACAGAUGUUCUUCAGUUAUAAAUGAUGUUAUAUGGCAUGAAGGUUAUUUGAUCACCAUAGGAGUCAGGAUAAUCAAGGUUUGGCAAGUGGAAGGUGAAAGAAAGUCUUUUUUGAGAGGGAAAAAUGUAAUUUUAGGCAAGUUUUUGAACUGCAACUUUUUGUCCUGCUCCCCACUCAACCAUCAUGAAUUAUUAAUAGUAGCAAACAAUAACAAACUUCUUAUCUUGAACUUGGAGGAAUCUUUCAACUUACUGCAGUUGAAAACACCCAAAUUUGAGUUCAACUCAGUAGAAGUCUCAGAGAAGGUUUGGUUUUGCUCCAAGAACUCGGUGAUCAGCUGUCUAACAAUGGAGGAAUUGUGCAUCAUAGACAAGGAACAUCCAGAUGAUCUUGAGACUUCGACAAAGCAAUUGACUCAAACUUCCAAUAAACUAUUGAAAUAUCAAGACAACUUGAUUUACUUGCGAGAAAAUGGCACCUUGGAUCUGUAUAAUCUAUCUUCGAAAAAAUCAAGCCCUUUAAUCAAUUGCUUAUCUAAGGGUUUAGUUAGUGUAAAAUCCCAUGAUAAUAAAAUUUAUCUGGUUAACGAAUCAGGAAGAGUGAUGUGUUCAGGAAACAAGGUGCUAGAAUUCACAAUACCAACCCUGGCAACCAUGGAUAAUAUAGUCACGGCGAUGGAUGUAAACGAAGAUCUUAUUUUAGGUGAUAGGUUUGGGUUCCUCUAUUUUUUCGCCAUGGGGAAUGAUUCUAAUUAUGAACUAGCUUCCAAAGUCAAAGCACAUGAGUCUUCUGUCACAGAUAUUGUGUUAUUCGAUAUCGACAAUACUAAGUACUUGACAAGCAUAUCAAGAGAUAGGAUGAUCCAAAUAUUCAUUCAGAAAGAAUCUGCAGGACAGCAAAAGUGGUCGUUACUCCAAACCAUUGCCUUGCAUACGGCCAAUUUACUCAAAGUAGAGUACUGGAAUGAAAGGAUAUACGUUUGUUCGAAUGAUAGGACAAUUAGCAUUCAUCAUAUCACUGAUAAUAUAACAUUGGAGAAGACUUUGUCUCUCAAAGCGUCACCAGUUUUGAUGAAAAUUUUGAAUAACGAGAUGAUCGUUUCAACCGUUGACAGAAAUUUAAUUAUCUACGAUUUGAACAGUCUAGAUAGUAGGAAUUUGAGACUUUCUGACGGGCGAAACAAUUCUCUUCUUAUAGAGAAUUUGACCGUAUACGAUUCAACCAUCUUUGUCUCCAGUUCCGAUAAAUCACUAAGAACGUUCAAUUACAAUAACGGGAAGUUGUUGACCACCAACUUUGGACACCUGGACUCUGUUUUGUAUUUGGCAGUUGAGAAAGAACAUCUUGUUAGUAUCAGUUCUGAUGGCUGUAUAUUUCAAUGGGGUUUGAUGUUUGCGACUAAAUUGAAUGAAUCAAAGUCUCCCACAUUGGCAGAUGACGACUCGAAUCUUAGUCCCCUUUAUGCUAAAGUACAAAGGAAGAUACUUCCUACAACGCCCUCAAGGGAUAGGAACCUCCCCAACAGAGAACUUUACGAACGAAGCAACCCUUCGUCUCCUAAGAAAAACAUCACACCAUCCCCCAGCCCUAGACUUACAGCUGCAACAUUAAAAAGGAUUGAAAGGUCAAGAUCUUCAUCACCAACCAGAUGCCCUCCAUCAGGGACUUCUCCAAUGAGGAACCCUUCCCCAACAUCGAAGAAGACUCUCUUACCACCUUUAUCUGCCAACUUGAACGGAGGCAAUAUGUUUGCAUCGGGUCCAUCUUCCAUGCAUUCACGGGAAUUCGUUUCAAUCAGGGAACAAGUUGAUUCACUAAAAAGUGCCAUCAAAAGGGCCAAUUUAAGAGAAGAGGAAAAGCAAAUACUCAUUGAAGACUUUCUUUCACUAUCUAAAGACUUGGGCUACGAUGACAACGGUGAUGUUUUGAGAGAAUACAGCGAAAAAUUAGUUGAUAUAUUCAGAUCGAGAGUUAAAUUAGAAAAUAAUUAA